Messenger RNA from Numida meleagris (helmeted guineafowl), 3823 nucleotides. RefSeq names its product TXK tyrosine kinase (gene TXK). Gene Ontology annotation, molecular function: non-membrane spanning protein tyrosine kinase activity; ATP binding; protein binding. Gene Ontology annotation, biological process: T cell receptor signaling pathway; integrin-mediated signaling pathway; adaptive immune response. The record is from RefSeq and is a predicted model, not a curated record. The transcript has 15 exons. NCBI's taxonomy places the organism in Eukaryota, Metazoa, Chordata, Aves, Galliformes, Numididae. Bases 1147 to 2775 code for a protein of 542 amino acids.
GCAUGGUGUCAGAAAGGGUUGAAAUUGCUAUUUUUAAAUGACAGAGUCUCACAAGAUAUUCACAGCUAUGCAGGUGAGUCUGAUGAAGUGUUGAGUUCAAACCACUACCAAAUUAAUACCAAUAGCACAUAUUGUUAAAGGGAAAAUGCUUGCAUUUUCUAUCUGGAGCAGAAAAAGUAAAGUGGACGACCAAAGGUAAGCCAAGCUCAUCUUUCUUUUUCUAGCUUUUCCUUUGAAUUCCAGUUUCUUGGUGGAGACACUGCAAGGUAUGGCAUUGCCAACACCUCUGACACUGUAAAGAAUUUUACAGGAAUAAGCAGUGUUUCACUUAAAACAUAUAUGAAGCAUGGGAAAAUCAGGAGAGUAAGAAUUUACAGUAAACCUUACAGAUGUUUCUUUAUUCUACAACAAUUAUGUGUUAAUCUAUGUGAUAAGGAUUACCCUAACUAUACUGGCAUUUGAGAGGUUUCCUCAGUGAAGGUAUGUGCUUUGGAUGACGCUUUGAAUGCUGCCCUUCACCUGCCUCUUCGUGCUGCCCAAGGGUAAUUUCUAUGUACCUCCCAUUGGGUUUGAUGCUUAUAUGACCUAUCAGGAACUGUGAGGCCACCUCCUUUUUAGAUGAAAGCAUUUUUCAGUUGAAUAUAGCCUCAGAUUAUUAAUUUUGGGAUGACUCAGAGCAGCUUUGGAGGCAGCUCUUUUUGUGACCUCCCCAUGUGAUCAAAGGCAGGUAAAAAUACCACAUCAUCAUUUCUUCUGAAUGAGCUCAGCCACUCUUAAUCGAUUUCAUGCUCUCCUCUCCUUUUUAUUAAAACUAUUUUUUUUUUCCAAAUGUCAGGAUCAAAAAUUCAUCAGAAUGGGACCAAGUUCUGUGGCAUACAGCUGCUGGAUGUUUUUUUACUAUUUUAAGCAGUAGUUAGCCCUAGUGCUUAUAGUUCAAUAUUUUUUUUUUCUGUAAAGUGUAUUUUUGAUUUUAGCAGAAGUACUUUUUUUCAUGAUGCUUCUUUUUUUUUUUUUAAAAAAAGUCAUGAGAUUAGUAUCUAGUAGGUUUUUUUUAAAGGAAAGUAGGUGGGGUCAGGAUGUACUGGUGUUUUACCUUGCUUCACAGCAGAGCUAGGAGCACUGCUGGGGUAUCUACAGGCACAGCUGAUGAAGGAAGGUUUGCAUUUUCAUGUGAAUAUAAGCAGAAAACCAGAUAUGAUUCUUUCAACCUAUCACACCAUCCAGUCUGUCUUCUGCUGCUGUUGCUGCUGCACAGUGCAAAAACGAGCAAUGAGAACAAAGGUAAAUGUGGACCCUGAUACUGACCUGGACACCCAGUACUCAGCCUCUCAAUCAGAGGAUUCCUAUGCACCUACUUGGAAGUGUAGGAAAAAGAAAUUGCACGUAAAGAACAAGCCAUUGCCUCCUCUACCUGCUGAGGCUUUAGAAGACUAUGCAAAAAACCUCAAAGUUAUUGCACUGUAUGACUUUUUUGCUAGAGGACCCUCUGAUUUAACACUCAAGCAGUCAGAAGAAUACAUUAUCCUUGAACAGUACGAUCCCCACUGGUGGAAGGCAAGAGACCAGUAUGGGAAUGAAGGUCUAAUUCCUAGCAACUAUGUUACUGAGAACACAAAAAGUAAUUUAGAAACAUAUGAGUGGUACUGCAAAAACAUCAACAGGAGCCAGGCAGAACUACUCUUGCGACAGAAGUCCAAAGAAGGCUCAUUUGUUGUCAGAGAUUCAAGCCAACAGGGAAUCCUUAUACUGUCUGUCUACUCACAGUCUAAAGGAAGUCAUAGUGGAGACAUUCGACAUUAUCAAAUUAAGAAAAAACACUUGAAACAGUAUUAUGUAGCAGAAAAAUAUCUCUUCUCCUCUAUUCCUGAGCUCAUUCAAUAUCAUCAACACAAUGCUGCAGGUCUUAUCACUCGUCUCCGACAUCCAGUCAGAUCAGCUGGAUGUCAUUCACCAGCAACAGCAGGAUUUAGUUAUGAGGAGUGGGAAUUGAAUCCCUCAGAACUGACGUUUAUGAAAGAGCUUGGGCGUGGGCAGUUUGGAAUCGUUCAUCUGGGUAAAUGGAAAGCAACCAUCAAGGUUGCCAUCAAAAAAAUCAAUGAAGGUGCGAUGUCUGAAGACGAUUUCAUGGAGGAGGCCAAAGUGAUGAUGAAACUAUCCCACCCAAAACUGGUCCAGCUGUACGGGGUGUGCACUCGCCAGACGCCUCUCUAUGUGGUGACUGAAUUCCUGGAGAAUGGCUGCUUGCUCAACUACCUGCGGCAGCGGCGGGGGAAGUUCAACAGAGACAUGCUGCUGGGCAUAUGCCUGGAUGUGUGUGAAGGGAUGGAGUAUCUGGAGAGAAAUAACUUUAUUCACCGUGAUUUAGCUGCAAGGAACUGUUUAGUCAAUGCUGAGCACACAGUUAAAGUAUCCGACUUUGGCAUGGCAAGGUAUGUUAUUGAUGAUGAAUACAUCAGCUCUUCAGGUGCCAAGUUUCCAAUCAAGUGGUCAUCUCCUGAGGUCUUCCAUUUCAAAAAGUACAGCAGUAAAUCUGACGUCUGGUCAUUUGGUGUACUGAUGUGGGAAGUUUUCACAGAAGGAAAAAUGCCUUUUGAAAGCAAAUCAAAUUAUGAAGUUGUCCGUGAGAUUUCUGCAGGUAACCGACUUUAUCGACCACAUUUGGCAUCGCACACUGUGUACAAAGUCAUGUACAGCUGCUGGCAUGAGAAGCCUGAAGGACGUCCUGCUUUUGCGGAGUUGGUAGAAACCCUCACAGAUAUAAUGGAGAUGGGAUAAUCAGGAGUUUUACGUAGGUGUAUUUACUGAAGAGUCAGCAUUGAGCCUGCCAAUGUAGCUUACACAGAAAACCUCAGCCUUUGAGAGCAGUCUCUACUUAAGCUCUGGUAGCAGCUUCCCACAUGUUGAAGCUGUUUGGGCUUGGCCUAAUUUGGGAAAGAUACCCGAAGAGGCUGGAUUACUGCAUUUGUACUCUCAAGCCUUUAUUUCCAUGAAAAAUCUCCUGUCUGGAAAGAAAUAACCAAAUUUACUUACCACAUGAGCUCUUUUAUUUAUUCUUUUUGUGGACGCUACACUAAUUCCUGUAACAAUAUUGAUAAGAAAUGGUUUGUUAUUUAAUGUGGCUUAUGCACAGGGAAAUAGUGAUUAGCAGCAGCAAAAGUGGUGGAAAGAACCUGUGAAAAAGCUCCGGAGAAGCCAUGUCUAAAGGCAGGACCUUUUGCACUGCAAAGCACCAAAGGAAUGGAGCAGUUUCAGAGGUAACUCAGCUGCUGGGGCAGCAUGCAGGGAUACACUGCACUGCACACUGCUGGGGAUCCAGGCACGCAGACGAGGCAGAGGCAGCAGUUGUCAUUUGGUGGCUCCAGACCCUCAUCCAAACAACUGGAAGGGCUCAGCACCUCAGAAGAAUUUUAGUCCUGCUUACAGGUAAAAGGCUAAUUUUGGGUGAAACAGAGAGAACAAGUAAAGAUUAUUUUAUUCAAGCCUUUCCCUGAACUUUUCAUUGUCUUCCAUUCCUUGCUUGCUGCAGCAUACUCAAAUGCCCAUGCUUCUCUUAGUCCUCCUCCUGCAAGUGCCAAGAAUGGUGAAUGGACAAGGAAGAGCUGGAAGCUGGCCAUAAAACAAAGUGGUUUGUGUUAGUUUAGCUCAAAUAGAGUCUGUGAGACCUGACUUGCACUGUAUCUGCAACUGUACCUGUUAGAUAAUAGUUCACUUCUACUUCUUAAUUUUGGUCAAUACAAAUGUAUUACAGAAAAGGCAGUGAAGUUGGUGAUUUUUCAAUACAAAAAACAGAUCAUGAUAAAUAAACAGUAUUUUAAAAAUGUGA